AUGGAAAGAAAAGCUCUGAGGAAGGACAUCGAGAAGGACAACGCGGGCCAGGUGACCCUGGUGCCCGAGGAGCCCGAGGACAUGUGGCACACGUACAACCUGGUGCAGGUGGGCGACAGCGUGGUGGAGGCCAUCGACUUCGACUCGCAGGCCUGCCAGCUGCGGGUGCGGGGCACCAACCUCCAGGAGAACGAGUACGUGAAGAUGGGCGCCUACCACACCAUCGAGCUGGAGCCCAACCGCCAGUUCACGCUGGCCAAGAAGCAGUGGGACAGCGUGGUGCUGGCGCGCAUCGAGCAGGCCUGCGACCCCGCCUGGAGCGCCGACGUGGCGGCCGUGGUCAUGCAGGAGGGCCUGGCGCACGUCUGCCUGGUCACGCCCAGCAUGACCCUGACCCGCGCCAAGGUGGAGGUGAGCAUCCCCCGCAAGCGCCGCGGCAACUGCAGCCAGCACGACCGCGCGCUGGAGCGCUUCUACGAGCAGGUGGUGCAGGCCGUGCAGCGCCACAUCCACUUCGACGUGGUCAAGUGCGUCCUGGUGGCCAGCCCGGGCUUCGUGCGGGAGCAGUUCUGCGACUACAUGUUCCAGCAGGCGGUGAAGACGGACAACAAGGUGCUGCUGGAGAACCGGUCCAAGUUCCUGCAGGUCCACGCCUCCUCCGGACACAAGUACUCCCUGAAGGAGGUGCUGUGUGACCCCACGGUGGCCAGCCGCCUGUCGGACACGAAAGCUGCCGGGGAGGUGAAGGCCCUGGACGACUUCUACAAGAUGCUGCAGCACGAGCCCGACCGCGCCUGCUACGGACUCAAGCACGUGGAGAAAGCCAACGAGGCCACGGCCAUCGACACGCUGCUCAUCAGCGACGAGCUCUUCCGGCACCAGGAGGUGGCCGCCCGGAGCCGGUACGUGCGGCUGGUGGACAGCGUGAAGGAGAACGCGGGCACCGUGCGCAUCUUCUCCAGCCUGCACGUGUCCGGGGAGCAGCUCAGCCAACUGACGGGGGUCGCCGCCAUCCUCCGCUUCCCCGUGCCCGAGCUCUCCGACCAGGAGGAUUCCAGCUCGGAAGAAGAUUGACGAGGGGACUGGCCCUCGGACAGCCGGUGCCCCCGCCCACGGCCGCCUCUUCUCAGCAGCCUCGUGCCGGAAGCUGCCGGAGCAGCAGGUGUGAUGCUCGCAGGGGUCACACCAGGGGUUUUGUGGCUGGCGGGACAUGUAUUUAAAACUGAACAAUAAAUUAAAAGGGAAUGAUCUCCAUGCACUACCACUUUUAUUAAUGAGGGUCAUUGUACUUCGGAAUCAUGAGUUGUGGGCUGUACGCAGAAACACUGUGUGUAUUUAAUAAGAGUCCCUGUGUAUUCUUCGGGAGAGAUCAAGUCCCGUAGUUCAUGCUUUGAAACAGUUUUCCUUAGGAAAAGCUCUUCUCAUUUCAUUUUCCUCAUUUACGUUGUUUGUUUGGUUUCUGCCUGGUGGUCUUGCUCUGUGUGCUUAGUGAUCCGUUUCUCCCCAUUUUCCCUGCAGACCUUUUUUUAAAAAAGUCACGUGCUAUUUUCAGUGAUAGCCAAAUAGUAGACUUUUUUGAAGGCAAAUUUAACGUGUUUUUUCCCUUAAGAGACUUGUUAAACCAAUCAUGUUGAAACAACUCUGGGAUUUUCUUUAAUUAGAAUUAAUCAUAGUUGCUUUGAGGACCGCUUAGCUAGUUCUUUUUGGAUCAUAGAGCUUUGGUCUGCUAGGGACUCAAGGUCAUCUCUUUGAGGUGCCCUUUUUCAGAUGAGACUGUGGGUCGGAUUUGCUGUUAGGUGGCUAAUCGGUGGCAAAGUAGGAAGGUAACCCCCAGUCCGGACCCAUUUGUUUGCACUGCCGCACUGUGUAUGUAUUUGUUGGCCGGUCGUAGUUACACUUAAUGCUAUUUCUGUGUGUUUUCACGUUAUUACUGGACUUUCUCUACAUCCUAUUACUUUUUUUUGAUGUCCAUUUCUAAUCAUUAAGGAGGGGGCCUUGUUGAAAUUGCAGCUUGACCCUUUACAAUCCUCAGCUUAUCAAUAAUUAGGAACAGCCUUAUGAAGAAAGAGUGACAAUUCACUUGUAACCCAGGAUCAAUGUUCCUGCCUCAAGUAGGGAUGGGUACUAACUAAACUUUUUGAUUCUCCUUUCUGGUCUGGGUCUUUCUACUGGUGUGAGUACCAGGUUUGGGAAUUAUUUUUUAUAAACUUCCCAGCUCAUCUGAGCUUUUUAUUUGUAAAAAGGAACAGAUACCUCCAUAGGCAUUAAAUUCACUUUUUUACACAUCUACAUCCUCAUCUAAAAAUAAGUCAGAUUGUCGUUUCAUUAAAACUCCAUGAAUAUUUAACUUUAUAUUAGAAGUAUGUUAUUAAAUCAUGUAGUAGAGGUAUGUAAAUGAAGCCACCAAGAUUAUGAACUUUAGAACCUGAUUGACAAUGAAUCGUACUCCCAGGAUGUGGAGGUUUGGGGCACCUGUUACUCUCAUAAUCUGUGCAGUACUGGUCAUUCUGGGCUGUUCUCCCCAGUAAUAGAAACCAGGGGAAAGAAGGCCUGAUAAUCCAACCGAUCCGUCUGAGGCCACAGCUUCUCGAAUGUGGCUGCUUGGGAGUUUUGGAGACUCAGUACCCAGACCAGACCUUUCACCAGGGGAAAUUCUGUUUGUUUUUUUUAAAGCUUUCCAGGCAAUUCCAAUAGACCUCAAGGCUGAGAGCCACUGACUCAGGCCUUGCCAUUCACGUGUGUCCAUGGGCCAGUGGCAUCUCCUGAGAAAGUUCCAGAAAUGAGAAUCCAGGUCUCUGCCCGACACCUACCUCUACUGAGUUGCAAUCCACUUUAAGGAUAUCUCCAGUUGGUUGCCGUGCGUAACUAUAAAACUUCUUUAACAGAAAGCAUGUUUUUAUGUCUAUAAAGUUCUUAAAAUAUCCAUAAGAAUUCCUAUUUUUUUAAAGUUACACUUUAUACCAUUAUCAAGAAUAUGAAUUUUCCUAGAUGCAUAGGUAGAAAUGUCAAAAUAGUGAUAGGAGCAUAUAAAAUAAAAAGUCUAAUCAUUUUUAAAUCAUAUUCUCUGAAGAGCAGAAUGAACCAUAAUUCUUUGGAAACUGCUCAGUAGUCUAAUUCCAGCUGCUGUUCAUGAGUGAGGGAAGACCACGUGGUAACGAUGGAAGCACUACAGUGACGCCUCCAACAUAGUGUGUGUUCUGUCGAUUCCCACUCGCCGUCCGGUACUUGUAAACAAGGAUUGGGUGCCCCCUCUAGGCACAGCGAAUGAGACGCUUGCAAAUUUGUUUCGUCCUCCUCUGGGUCUGAUACAUAUCGAGUGGCAUUUUGCUGUUCCUGGUCGGCUAUUUAUAUGUUACACGUUUUUCUAAUUUCAUGUCCGGGUUCUAGACUGGGUUUCCCUUGCGUUACUCCUUUAGGGACCCGGCGGGCCUCCCUCCUCCGGUGUCGUUUGCUUUCCUAAGCCUUUGGCCCAGUUCUGUCAACCUCAGGUUCUCUUUACCAGAAGUGAGUCGUCAUUUCUGCAAUUCAGGCAUUCUGGAACUGAAAUUCUCUUUGUUGCUGACAAUAAAAGUCCACAGAUGAAA
Messenger RNA from Myotis davidii, 3584 nucleotides. It is a transcript of the gene PELO, whose product is annotated as pelota homolog (Drosophila). Gene Ontology annotation, biological process: ribosome disassembly; RNA surveillance; nuclear-transcribed mRNA catabolic process, no-go decay. Gene Ontology annotation, cellular component: cytoplasm. NCBI's taxonomy places the organism in Eukaryota, Metazoa, Chordata, Mammalia, Chiroptera, Vespertilionidae. The record is from RefSeq and is a predicted model, not a curated record.